Molecule: messenger RNA, 3660 nt
Organism: Dermacentor silvarum
Lineage: Eukaryota; Metazoa; Arthropoda; Arachnida; Ixodida; Ixodidae
Gene: UGP
Product: UTP--glucose-1-phosphate uridylyltransferase
Exons: 14
Coding region: 427-1959 (510 amino acids)
Biological process (GO): glycogen metabolic process; UDP-alpha-D-glucose metabolic process
Cellular component (GO): cytoplasm
Molecular function (GO): UTP:glucose-1-phosphate uridylyltransferase activity
Source: RefSeq, a predicted model, not a curated record
UGUCAGUUUAGCCCGCUGCUGAGUGGGCCGAGUUUGGAGGUCGACGCGGUCGGCAAUUCCUUUCGACGCCGCGGCGUCUGUGGCGGGCGUCGAAAGGGAAGUGACGUGGUGACGACUGCGGGGCCAAAGAGCGCGUUAGCGGCUCAUAAAGGGGCAGGCGAAAUUGUACGUCGAUCAUGCCACCGCCGCCGUGGUGGCGUCCUUUGUGACCUUAUCAUCGUGUUCUGCCUUCGGCAACUAUACGCCAUCCCAAUCUCGACCUAUCGAGUGCGCGCGUUUCUUAUAACGAGUGCCUGCCGGCGGUUGAAGUUACCGCAAAGUAACUGUUGUUGGAACAGAGCCGCCCUUUUUGUGUGGCGAUUGUUCUCCCCCCUCCCAUCAAACCGAACUUGAGAGACAGCCCAGGAGACAACCUUCGUCGCAAGCAUGUCGACUUACUUCGAGAAAAGAGUGAUGUUCGGGCACAGCCGGAAGAACAGUGACAGCACCGAGUUCAAGGAGAUGUCCAAGGCGGACGCCCAGGCCCACCUGGCACAGGAGCUUGAGAAGCUCUGCCGCACGGCCAGUGCUGCCGAACGCGAGACCGUCGAGGCCGAGUUUCGCGGCUUCCAGCGCCUCUUCCACAAGUUCGUCAAGGACACCGGGCCAGCUGUCGUCUGGGACAAAAUCCAGCCCGUGCCCGAAAAUUCGGUCAUCAAGUAUGAGACGCUGCAAGCGCCGACAGACGAGGAGGCCAUCCGGUCCAUGCUCGACAAGCUGGUGGUGGUGAAACUGAACGGUGGCCUCGGCACAAGCAUGGGCUGCAAGGGCCCAAAGUCUGUGAUCCCCGUCCGCAAUGACCUCACUUUCCUCGACAUGACUGUGCAACAAAUUGAGUACCUGAACAGGACGUACAAUGCCAACAUGCCCCUGGUGCUCAUGAAUUCGUUCAACACUGAUGACGACACGUCCAAGGUUCUCCGCAAGUACAAGGGCUUCAAGGUCAAAAUAUACACCUUCCUCCAAAGCAGGUAUCCAAGGAUAAACAAGGAGACCCUCAUGCCAAUUGUGACCUCGCUGAACUCACCAUCAGAUGAAGGCUUCUACCCUCCUGGCCACGGGGACUUCUACACGUCAUUCUGCCAAUCGGGGCUCAUGGACCACUUCCUGACGGAAGGUCGCGAGUACUGCUUCAUCUCCAACAUUGACAACCUCGGUGCCACAGUCGACCUCAACAUCUUAAACAUGCUGCUUCGUACAAGUGGAAGUCAAGCCCCAGACUUCGUCAUGGAAGUGACCGACAAGACGAGAGCCGACGUCAAGGGUGGCACGCUCAUUGAGUACGAGAACAAGAUUCGUCUACUGGAAAUUGCGCAGGUUCCUAAGGAAAAUAUUGACGAAUUUAAGAGUGUAAAGAAAUUCAAGAUCUUCAACACGAACAAUCUCUGGAUGAAGCUGAGCAGUGUUGGCCAGUUGGUGGAGACUGGUGGCAUCGACAUGGAGGUCAUCAUCAACAACAAGACUCUGGACUCGGGCAUCAACAUCAUUCAGCUCGAGACGGCAGCUGGAGCAGCAAUGAAGGACUUCCAGAAUGCCAUUGGCAUCAACGUGCCGCGCAGUCGUUUCCUCCCGGUGAAGAAGACCUCUGACCUGCUGCUGGUGAUGAGCAACCUGUACCACAUGAAGUUUGGCACGCUGGUCAUGAGCCCCAAACGCGCCUUCCCCACUGUGCCCCUCAUCAAGCUGGGCGACAACCACUUCUCCAAGGUACGAGAUUUCCUGAACCGGUUUGCGAGCAUACCAGACAUUUUGGAACUGGACCACCUGACGGUGUCCGGUGAUGUCACUUUUGGCAAAGGUGUUUCCCUCAGGGGCACGGUAAUCAUCAUAGCCAACCAUGGUGACCGGAUCGAUAUACCAGCAUCGGCCGUGCUCGAAAACAAGAUUGUGUCGGGCAACCUGCGCAUCCUGGACCACUAGGCUGGGUGGGGAUGCUCGGAAAACUUGCGAUCCCGCAGUUAUCGUGUUGUGCCCAUCUGGUGACCUUCCUCUGCUUGGGCUGUGCUGUGACACUUGCUCUCUCCUGUUGCGAAUUGUUUAUCUGGUUUAUACAGUGAUGGCCUUAUCUGCUUUCUCUCACCCAUUCUGUAGUAUCAUGUCUCCCAAGCUCUUUCACGGAGAUUUAAUGCUGCCAAACCAGUGCAGGAAAUGCAAGAAAUGCUAGAGCAUAGGCCGUGCACAGAAGCCAUGCCCGUAUCGUGUGGCAAAUGCUGACCUAGCUUUGGCGCAAGCUAGAUAAUGUUUCGAUGGCAUUUAAGGUGAACCAAAGGCAAAUGUGUAAUGCAGCAGGUAGCAGCUGCGUGCUGUGCAAGCUUGUUUUCAGUACAUCUCCAUGAUGUCAUGGUCGUAUCAUGGUUCAUUGUGACAAAGUCGUGACAUAGUCAUGCCGCGGUUGUGAUGGUCACGUCACCGUCGUGAUGCACUGUGUCUGCUCACUUACACGGUUGUGUCACAGUUCAUUGCGGCAUUCCUUGCAGACAUCUCAGAGGUGUUGUACAGCCUUGCCGUGCAGCAAAAGUCUCGUACAGAGAUGUUUUUGGCACUUUGACGCACGGUGCUAACUUGUUGCGUGUAAGUGUUUUCGCAGACGUUCGUCUGCACGUAUGAAUGUUAACGACACUAGUUUACGUGAUAGCUACAGGGUGCCGUUCACCUGCUGCAUCAUUUGUGAAGGCAUUACAUCUCGUGUGGUAUUGACCAUCCAUUUUCCUGUAGCUCCCGCGCUUGUUCACACGCAUGUAAGACUGAAUUUCACCCGUAGUGCCGUUCCUGUAGCUAGAACUCCUAGUCCGAGCCAAGUUAACAGAAAUGAGUGGUGAUUAGUAUGUUGUCAGGCAGUUUCAUUCAGCAGUUUUCAGGAUGCCAUAUUUUAAGGGGUAUUCACAUGUGAGCUUAACAUCUCAAAAUUGAGCUCACACCUGUGCCAUAGAGGAAUGGAAAAAGUGGUUCACUGAAAAAAGAAAUGUUGUUACAGGAGUGAACUUAUUGCAUACACCUUGUGCCAUUUCUUUCAACGGCGCUGUAAGCCUUGGAUUUGUGAUAAGUCAUUGAGUCAGCAACAAGUCUAAUCAUUUUUUUUCUUUAACUUUUUAAACAACUUGAAAAUCGUAAGCCUGCCUUUGUACACCUACCAGGAGGCUUCGUGUUAUUGAUUGUUGUUGCAGAAGUGAUGCCAGGGCUGACUGCCGAUGGAUUUAUCAGUUCUAUAAAACACGAAUGAAUUCUUAUGGUUUCCUUUUUUUAUUUUUAUUUGGCCAUGGUUCCUUUUCAGCUGUCUGGUUUUAUUUAUCUGGGAAAUGUGGGAUAUCUUGUAUGCAAUUUUUUUCGUUAAUGGUUUUCGGGGAAGGGAUGUGCUGUAACAAAAGCUUACUUAAUGUGUGUGAUUACACGUACAUCUGGUGUUGGCGCCAGGGUGACGGGCGUGUCCUGGUUAACUCUGGGCAGCGUUAUUUUACAAUUUUCGUAUUUAGCUGUAUGAGUAUUUUAGCGGAUGUUGCCGAGAGAAAGGGAUGCAUAGCAAUCCACCAGCUGCAUUGUCAUCAAGGAUGUCUAUGGACUGCAGUUAUGUACAAAGUAGGAAGUUUUGUCUUAGGCCGUGAAAUAAAUUAUUCUUGAAUUCUG